Messenger RNA from Colletotrichum spaethianum, 480 nucleotides. RefSeq lists its product as uncharacterized. The transcript is spliced from 2 exons. Bases 1 to 480 code for a protein of 159 amino acids. The record is from RefSeq and is a predicted model, not a curated record. NCBI's taxonomy places the organism in Eukaryota, Fungi, Ascomycota, Sordariomycetes, Glomerellales, Glomerellaceae.
AUGACCAACGCACCACGGAGCCCGUCGACCAAGAGUCAGGCUAGUUUUCGGGACACUGGCUUCCCUGAACCCUUCAACGGAGAACGCAACACCACGCUGCCGCACCCCGAUGCCAACCUGUCACCCAACGCCGUCAUCUCGCAGGAGGACAUCAACGGCCACCGAGUAAUGGCCCGCACGCGGCGUUCGUUCCUGCAGAAGCACAGGCGAACCAUCAGCCACGGCGUCAUCACGCCGCAGAUGGCCGCCCUCUACAGCAGCGAGGCCCUGACGGAAGCCGAGGCUUCGGCCAUCCUCGACGCUGACGCGCCCUCCAACGCCAGCCAGUCGAGCCUGCACGCGGGCGGCCGCUACAGCAAAGACGGCGCCGAGAGCUUCCUCUCGCACAGUGGCGGCGACCUCUCGCCCGUCAUGUCGGCCAACAGCAGCAGCAGCGGGCGGAGGAACAGUCUGUUCAAGAAGCUCGGCCUGCGGAAGUAG